AUGCCUGUUUUCUAUGAUGAGUGCCUUCCUACCGAUGACUAUACCGGUAAUCUUACUAAUGAAACUGACUUUUGUGAGCUUGGUGAGCAACAGGAGUACUUCAUCAAACUGUUCCAGACGUGCGUUUUCUGCCUGAUUUUUUUACUGGGAGUUUUGGGAAACUGUCUGGUGAUAGCCACCUUUGCUCUCUACCGCCGCCUGCGCCUCCGUUCCAUGACCGACGUCUUUCUGUUCCACCUGGCACUGGCCGAUCUCCUCCUGCUCCUCACGCUCCCGUUGCAGGCAGCCGACACUCACAAGGGUUGGAUCUUCCCCGUCGCACUCUGCAAAAUUCUGCGUGCAUGUUAUGCCAUCAACACAUACAGCGGGCUGCUGCUGCUCGCCUGCAUCAGCGUUGACCGCUACAUGGUUGUGGCACGAGCCCAAGAGAUGCUACGGCUGCGCAGUCGGAUACUAACAGCAGGGAAGGUUGCUGCUGUAAUUGUCUGGAUUGUUGCCGUUUUACUUAGCCUGCCUGAAAUCAUUUUCUCUGGGGUUUCUGAGUUCGGUGAGGAAAAAUUUUGUGCCAUGCAAACAAGCGGGUAUGUCAAGAUGGUCCCCAGUGGGGCCAUUAUUUCUGUUUUCUGUGUGUCCUUCUUCAUUAUGGUGAUAUGCUAUACUUCCAUAGGCGUAGUUCUUUGGGAAGGCCACGUGCAUCGCCGUGGGAAGCAGUGGCAUCGGCAGCGUACCCUAAAGUUAAUGGUUGCUCUGGUGCUGGUUUUCGUCAUUUUCCAGCUGCCAUACACAGUAGUGCUGUGUCUCAAAAUAGCUAGGCCAUACUGUGGUCUGAUGACAGAGUACAUCACCUGUACUCUGGCAUACACACGCUGUUGCCUCAACCCCAUGCUCUAUGCACUGGUUGGUGUACGUUUUCGUAAAGAUGUAGUGCAGCUUUUGCAUGAUUCCGGCUGUCCAUGUGGGUUUCAGCUUAGGCUGCACAGUGUCCACUCUACAUCCAUUUCCGCCUCCUCUCCUGGUCUCACUGUACUCUCAGUUUGUUCCCCAACGUCACCUGAUACAUAUUCCACUAGUGAUGGAUUAAAGUUUCAGUUUCCAGCAAGUAAGUAAAGUCAAAUGUAUACAGUAAGAUAAGUGACUUUGCUUUAAAUUUUUCAGCUUUUCCAAUCAAUUUUCAUAAAACAUUGGUCUAAAUAGCAUUAGAACUUUAUCUCAGUUUCUGCAAUUGGUUCAUAAGAAGUAACUUUAAACAUCUGUUGCAGAUCUGUUACUCUGCAAUCUUCAGAGUAACACAUUAAUCACGCUGUGUCAUCAAAGAAGCUUGUAUGAAAGCCACUGAAAUU
This is a messenger RNA of Cyprinodon variegatus (sheepshead minnow), 1340 nucleotides long. RefSeq names its product C-C chemokine receptor type 7-like (gene ccr10). Gene Ontology annotation, molecular function: G protein-coupled receptor activity. Gene Ontology annotation, cellular component: membrane. The record is from RefSeq and is a predicted model, not a curated record. The transcript has a single exon. Gene Ontology annotation, biological process: immune response; G protein-coupled receptor signaling pathway. The coding region runs from base 1 to 1107 and encodes 368 amino acids. NCBI's taxonomy places the organism in Eukaryota, Metazoa, Chordata, Actinopteri, Cyprinodontiformes, Cyprinodontidae.